Molecule: messenger RNA, 1633 nt
Organism: Paralichthys olivaceus (Japanese flounder)
Lineage: Eukaryota; Metazoa; Chordata; Actinopteri; Pleuronectiformes; Paralichthyidae
Source: RefSeq, a predicted model, not a curated record
GUGAAUGUCGGACAUUUUUGGCGGACAUUGUGGUGAGGUCAUCAUCACCACAGCCUGGUCUCCUCACUCUCUGACAUGGCUCUUCAUCCCACAAUUCUUCUCAUCCUCACUGGACUCACAGGAGUUCACAGCGUAAUCACCCUCAGUACAGUGUCGGUGAAGGCUGGAGAUUCCAUCACCAUCCCAUGUCUCUAUGACUCGAAGUACAAAGACAAUGUGAAGUACUUGUGUGGAGGUUUGCCUGGUCUUUAUGUGGAAAAGCAGGAGAUCAGUGGAUUCAUUGGAGAUAGCAUAACCAUCAGUUGUUACCACAGCACCGCUGGAGAAAUGAGCUGGUGCAAACUGGGCAGGAGCUGUGUGACAGGGCAGUGGGGAGCAAUAGAUGGAACAAACGUAACCAUAGACUCAAAGGUCCACAAUGUUUCCCUCGUGUCUAUGAGCGGACUGAUGAAAGAAAGCAGCGGCUGGUACUUUUGCAAUAAAGAACCCUUAAAGAUGCCAGUGCAUGUCACUGUUACUGAGAAAACCACCACCACUCUUGCAACAACCAAAUGGAUCACUGGAGGCCAAACACAUCACAGGUCAAUGAGCCUCAUCAUCUGUCUGAGUUUGUUGGUCAUUGUGCUGCUGGCCUUGUUCAUCUGGUUUAUGUUGAAAAAGCACAAGGAAAACAAGUCAGAAACAGCAGCCAUCACAACGGUGACGGCUGAAGCGGAAGUAACAUACUGCGAUGUAAAACACCAAAUAAAACCUUCAGCAAAGGUAGACCAGAGACCAUGUACUGAAACUGACAUGGAAGUGUUGUACAGUUCUGUGGUUACCAUUAGACAACCAACAGUAAGAAGGGCUGAAGCACAAGAUACAGAUGUUACAUACAGCAUGUAGGCUCUGUCCCACCAAAAUACAUGAACUGUUCAACAUUUAAUCUGUAAAUCACUUGGAUAUUCUGUAGCAAUUAUUUGUAUGCUGUUAUUGCUUUGUUGUGCUUUAGUUUCUUUCUACUUUUUUCUACCCUUCACUACAAAGCAUAAAGAAGCAUUGGCCUGUUUGAUUGCUAAAUUUAAAUGUUCGAUUGUACCAUUUAUAAUUUCAGACAAACAUAAAGCCAGGGGACAAUGUCAAGCAGAGUUCAUAAUCUCACAAAAACCUCAUACUGGGAAUAUACAUUCAGGAUUUUUAAAACGUUCCGUUUUUUUAAGAGAAGUAUACUUUAAUAUAUUGUUCAAAUUCAUUUUCAAAAAUAAUAUAUUUAAAUGUAAGUACUUAUAAAGCUUAACUCUUGGAAUUUUCAGCCACUCUUUGCAGAUCACUUUAGAAAUGUUUGAGACUUUCUUGCACAGCGGGCGAGUUUUAAAUCCAGUGUGUUGAAGUCAGUGGAAUGUGAAGGCUUCACUUCACAUUCGUGUCCAGAAUAUGUGGAUUUUUAGUUCUUAAUUCACAAUAGUUCUUCAAACACCAAGUAGAACAUUUUCAGCUCUACUCUUAGCGAGGAGUGGGGUUACCGAGAAAUGUUAUAUAAUGUAAUAAUAAUAUAUAAUUUCCACUGUAUAUGCUAUAUUUCUAUUAAACUCUAUUAAUUCCAAAGUUUUCACUCAUGAUCUGAGCUGUUGGGUUUCUCUGUAAUUCAUUAGGU